AGCGCGGGACCCACCGGUCCGGUUAGUGGCGGGAGAUGGCGCGGGGAGGCGGCAAGGCUGCCAUAGUGCUGUGUAUGGAUGUAGGCUUUGCAAUGAGCAAUUCUGCUCCUGGAGAAGAGUCUCCGUUUGAACAAGCCAAGAAGAUGAUGACGAUGUUCGUGCAGCGACAGGUGUUUGCUGAGAGCAAAGAUGAAGUCUCUGUAGUUUUGUUUGGCACAGAUGGCACGGAGAAUACCCUUGCCAGUGGUGAUCAGUAUCAGAACAUUACUGUACAAAGACACCUGAUGCUACCGGAUUUUGAUUUGCUGGAGGACAUACAAAACGCAGUUCAACCAGGCUCUGAACAAGCAGACUUCCUGGAUGCACUUGUCGUGUGCAUGGACUUGCUUCAAAAGGAAACAAUAGGAAAGAAAUAUGAGAAACGACACAUUGAGGUGUUUACAGACCUUAGCAGUCCCUUCAGUGAGGAUCAGCUGGAAAUUAUCAUCGCUAACUUGAAGAAAACAGGAAUCUCACUGCAAUUUUUCUUGCCGUUUCCAGUGGAUGAUGAAGAGGGAAGUGGGGAUACAGGUGAUGGUCGACAUUCUGAUAUGUACAGAAAGUCUUUUCCAAGGAAGGGCUUAACCGAGCAGCAGAAAGAAGGCAUCUGUAUGGUGAGAAAAUUGAUGUUUGCUUUAGAGGAAGGAGGAGGCCUGGAUGAAAUUUACACUUUCAGAGAGAGCCUGGAGCGUCUUUCAAUGUUUAAGAAAAUCGAAAGAAGACCUAUGGCUUGGCCUUGCCAGCUAACUAUAGGUUCUAAUCUGUCUAUAAGGAUUGUGGCAUACAAAUCACUCGCCGAAGAGAAGCUGAAAAAGUCCUGGACUCUUGUGGAUGCCAAGACCUUAAAAAAAGAAGAUGUGCAAAAAGAGACUGUCUACUGCUUGAACGAUGAUGAUGAAACAGAAGUUCCGAAAGAUGAUCUUGUUCAAGGGUUCCGCUAUGGGAGCGAUAUAGUUCCUUUCUCUAAAGUAGAUGAGGAGCAAAUGAAAUACAAAACCGAAGCAAAGUGUUUUUCAGUAUUAGGAUUCAGCAGAUCAUCUCAGAUCCAGAGGCAUCACUACAUGGGCACCCAGGUUCUGAAGGUCUUUGCAGCGAAAGAUGAUGAGGCUGCAGCAGUUGCUCUUUCUGCUCUGAUUCAUGCUUUGGAUGAGUUGGAUGUCGUGGCCAUAGUACGUUACGCUUAUGACAGAAGAUCUAAUCCUCAGGUUGGCGUAGCCUUUCCAUGUAUCAAGGAUGCAUAUGAGUGUCUGAUAUAUGUGCAGUUACCCUACAUGGAAGACUUACGACAAUACAUGUUUUCCUCUUUGAAAAACAAUAAAAAGUGCACUCCUUCAGAGGAUCAGUUAUCUGCAGUUGACUUUCUGAUUGAUUCUAUGAGUUUGGUUUAUGAAGAUGAUGAUGGGGAGACAACCGAAGACCUAUUUAAAACCAGCAAAAUACCAAACCCUCAGUUUCAGAGGUUAUAUCAGUGCCUGCAGCAUAAGGCUUUUCAUCCUGACAAGCCACUGCCACCCAUUGAACAGCAUCUUUUAGAAAUGUUGGAGAUACCUCAAGAGGUGAGAGAAAGAUGCCAGGCUCCUCUUGAAAAAAUAAAGGCACUUUUUCCCCUGAAAGAUGCUGGCAAGAAGAAAGAACAGAAGACUGCUCAAGAUGUCUUCAAAGACAACAAUGAAGAUGGACCCAGUACUAAAAAGGCAAACGCUGAAAAUGAAGAAGGCAGCUUUAGCAUCGCAAACCUUGCUGAAGGCAAUGUCACCACUGUUGGAAGUAUUAACCCAGCAGAAAACUUCUGUGUUCUAGUGAGGCAGAAGAAUGCUAACUUCAAGGAAGUGAGCCAGCAGCUGGUAAACCGCAUUGAACAGUUUUUGGAAACUAAAGGUUUACAGUACUAUAUGAAGAGCAUCAACUGUAUUAGAGUUUUCAGAGAGGAGGCCAUUAAGCUGUCAGAGGUGCCGUGCUUUAAUGAUUUCCUGCAGGCCCUAAAAGAAAAGGUGGAAGACCAAACCUUAGCUGAUUUCUGGGAGAUUCUGAUACAAGAUGGAAUUUCUUUGAUCACCAAAGAUGAAGCAGAAGGUAGUUCAGUGACUAGUGACGAAGCCAAAAAGUUCUUGGCCCCCAAAGAAAAACCAGCUGAAGCUCCAUCAGUGGCCGGGGAAGGUGGUGAUGUGGAUGAUUUACUGGACAUGAUGUAAGUGGCUGGACAAUAUAUGAGGACUUCUG
Molecule: messenger RNA, 2259 nt
Organism: Emys orbicularis (European pond turtle)
Lineage: Eukaryota; Metazoa; Chordata; Testudines; Emydidae
Gene: XRCC5
Product: X-ray repair cross complementing 5
Exons: 21
Coding region: 36-2231 (731 amino acids)
Biological process (GO): double-strand break repair via nonhomologous end joining; DNA recombination; telomere maintenance
Cellular component (GO): Ku70:Ku80 complex; nucleus
Molecular function (GO): DNA helicase activity; double-stranded DNA binding; damaged DNA binding
Source: RefSeq, a predicted model, not a curated record